Messenger RNA from Aspergillus caelatus, 441 nucleotides. RefSeq lists its product as uncharacterized. Lineage: Eukaryota; Fungi; Ascomycota; Eurotiomycetes; Eurotiales; Aspergillaceae. The transcript is spliced from 4 exons. The coding region runs from base 1 to 441 and encodes 146 amino acids. The record is from RefSeq and is a predicted model, not a curated record.
AUGUUCGAUAGACAACAGUUUGCUACGGGCAAAGCUGAACAUAAGGUCUUCACCUGGUGGACCAAGCAUAUCGCUGAUCAGGAUGCUCUCGAUGCCACCAAGAUUGAUAUCCAGGAGAUGGCCAAUAUUGUUGCCCAGUCAGGAACUAUUACCGAAUUGUGCCAGGCAUUCUGGGGCAGGGGUGAGCCCCACGAGCAGACAAUCCUCAAUAUCGGAGUCUUGCGUUUCCCAGACCCCUCACAUGCCUAUUUCAAGCUUUACCGUAUCAAGUUGUCCGCUUGGGUGGACGGUUCGCGCACGACCUUUGAGAUGUGUGAUAUGAAUGCAACGAAAGGAGAAUUCUACUCGCGGAUCUUUAAGGCGCGAAAAGCUGCUAUUGACCAACUUAAACCGGAAGCUCGUGCGAAUGUUGUGCAAGAGGGUGAAGACCUUUUUGCUUGA